GAUGCCAGUUGGGAGCGAGCAAGACAAGCACAUGAGGAAGUUCAAGAACAGAGGCAAGGAUGUGGCUGCAAUGAGGAGGCAGAGAGUGGAGGUGAACAUUGAGCUUCGGAAGGCCAAGAAGGAUGAGCAAAUCCUCAAGCGCAGAAGUAUUUCCAUCACUCCACUAGAGGAAAGUUCUGCGUGUCAAGAGAAGAAGGAGAUUAUUCAGAUGUCCUUGGAGGAAAUAGUCGAAGCUGUGAAUGGGAGCAACACUGAGCUACAGCUGCAGGCGACGCAGGCAACCAGGAGAAUGCUGUCCAGGCAGAGGGACCCACCUCUCAAUCACAUCAUUGAACUGGGGAUUAUCCCCAGGCUGGUUGAGUUCCUGACCCGGGCAGACAACGCUGCUCUGCAGUUUGAAGCAGCCUGGGCCCUGACUAACAUAGCGUCCGGCACCUCGGAGCACACCAGAGCCGUGGUGGAAGGAGGUGCCAUCCCGGCCUUCGUGUACCUCCUGUCCUCCCCGCACAUGCAUAUCAGCGAGCAGUCUGUGUGGGCACUGGGCAAUAUAGCAGGUGAUGGUCCUCUGUACAGAGAUGCUCUUAUCAAUUGCAAUGUGAUUCCUCCCUUGCUGGCUCUGGUGUCACCUGUAACUCCAAUUGGGUUCCUGAGGAACAUCACAUGGACACUGUCAAACCUCUGUAGGAACAAGAAUCCCUACCCUCCCCUGCAUGCAGUGAAGAAGAUGCUGCCAGUCCUCAUCUGCCUCAUACAGCACGAAGACAAGGAAAUAAUUUCGGACUCCUGCUGGGCCCUGUCCUAUCUGACUGAUGGAUCCAAUGACCGCAUCCAACUUGUGGUUGAUACAGGGAUUCUCCCAAGGCUGGUGGAACUUAUGGCUGACACGGAGUUGAUUGUUUUGACUCCAGCCCUCCGUGCCAUUGGGAAUGUAGUCACCGGGACGGAUGAGCAGACCCAGGCAGCUAUCAACGCCGGUGUCCUGGCUGCCCUGCCCCGGCUCUUGCGGCACACGAAGGCCACGAUACAGAAGGAAGCGGCGUGGGCUCUCAGUAACAUCGCGGCAGGGCCCUGCCGGCAGAUCCAGCAGCUCAUCACCUGUGGAUUGUUGCCACCUCUUGUGGAGCUGCUGGAGAAGGGAGACUUCAAAGCUCAGAAGGAGGCUGUGUGGGCUGUGGCCAACUUCACAACGGGAGGUACUGUGGAGCAGGUGGUGGAACUUGUCCAGUCUGGGGUGCUCAAACCUCUGCUUAACCUACUCUCUGCCAAAGACAGCAAGACUAUCCUGGUCAUCCUGGAUACGAUUGCAAAUCUCUUCCUGGCAGCUGAGAAGCUGGGAGAGACUGAAAGGCUGUGUCUGCUAGUGGAAGAGCUUGAUGGUCUGGAGAAAAUUGAAGCCUUGCAAACCCAUGACAACAACAUGGUCUACCGAGCUGCUCUGAGUAUCAUAGAGAAGUACUUUGCUGGUGAGGAGAGUACGGACUUCCAGCCUGGGAGUGAUGAAGAUGGACAACUGGACUUCUCGGAAAAGCGAGACUUCAACUUCUGA
Tinamus guttatus (white-throated tinamou) is the source of this 1546-nucleotide messenger RNA. RefSeq names its product karyopherin subunit alpha 7 (gene KPNA7). Gene Ontology annotation, molecular function: nuclear import signal receptor activity; protein binding. Gene Ontology annotation, biological process: protein import into nucleus. Gene Ontology annotation, cellular component: cytoplasm. Lineage: Eukaryota; Metazoa; Chordata; Aves; Tinamiformes; Tinamidae. The record is from RefSeq and is a predicted model, not a curated record.